Messenger RNA from Penicillium brasilianum, 1568 nucleotides. The record is from the annotation of a GenBank genome assembly. Lineage: Eukaryota; Fungi; Ascomycota; Eurotiomycetes; Eurotiales; Aspergillaceae.
CCCAAAAAAAAUAGAACAGCCUCUAUACCCCGAACCGUUGUCUGACGUCGGAGGCGCCACUUGUAAUCCCCGUCAGCACCGGUUUCUGGGAUAUAAACGAGGUUGAACAAGUGUAAACGUGGAGCUCCGCCUACAUCAUACCCAUCCCGGCCGUACGGUGCAAUUACAUAGGUUACCUCUGGACUGCUUGACCGUCUCCUGUCUAGUGACCUGAAGUACCUGCGGUACCUAUAGUUUACCUUCGCACGUUACGAUUGUCCCCCCAGUGACGCUUGGUCCUUCAUAACCCCGUUGUCUCCAUCCGAUCACUUCAUAUUCCCCCUCUUAUCCCCCUCAUCCAUCGUCUUCCUCUUCUUCUUUUCUUUCCACCAUGGCCGAUCAAGAACCUUCCACUCCCAACCCGGACUCCUCUAGCACCUCCACCCCCAACAAGCCCAAGCGUGCCCCUCCAAAGCUCGGCAAGAAGUCUCCUGCCAAGCAGGAACAGACUCCUCCACCCUCCGAAAAAGGUCAACAAGAAGAAGACCACGAAGAAUCCGAGAAGCCUCAGGCAGAAGACAACGAGACUGCUGAGAAUCAAGAUCAAGAUCAGGACCAGGACCAGGACCAGGAUCAAGAUCAACCAGAGCCGCGCAAGCAAGAGCCCGAUUCCGAAGAGGAACAGGAGAAAGACGCUGAGCCCGAACCCGAACCCGAACCUCAACCAAAACCCGAACGCCGUCGUCGCAAGACCCGUCCUCUCCAGCGCGCCCAAGACUCUGACGUCGAAUCUAUUCCCCGUAACGAAAUGGAGGGUCAACCCGAACAACGCCGCCAGCGCACCCGCCGCACCCGCCAGGCCCAGCAGCAGCAGCAAGGCCAAGAGGGCGGUCCCCUCGGCGGCCUCGGUGGUCUCGGUGGUGUCGACCAGGCAGGUCAACUGGUGCAAAACACCGCCGGCAAUGCGCUAAACGGCGUCACCGGCUCAGCCGGUAAGGCCGUCGGCGGAAUCCUGGGCGGCGGACAGAAGGAGGAGAAGGAAGACGGCGGUCGUGAUGAGCAGUUGCGACUGCGACUGGAUUUGAAUCUGGAUAUUGAGAUUCAGUUGAAGGCGAAGAUUCACGGUGAUCUUACCUUGGGGUUGUUGAACUAAUUUGUGUUGGAUAGCAGCUAGACGGUUUUUUUUUUUUGCACCGUCUACUAUAUUUGAUUGCUAUUCGACUCAUUUCACAUUCCCACUUCGAUUUAUUUCAUGCCCCUCAUGAUGAACAACUCCCAUACGUUACGCUUACGCUUUACCUUCCUGGGCGAUGCAAGAUGCAGGACUGCAUGGCUUCGCUUGAUUUCCUAUUUUCCCCAUUUUCUUUUGUUAUUGAAAGUAUCUUUUACUCGUGUUACGUUUCUUUUUGUGUUGAUUUUGCCUCGGCUGCCCCUCCAUUUCCUCCUAGAUCUGGCUCGGCCGCUUCUGGUGUCUGGCCUGUGAUGAAUAUUUCUUGGAUGUACAGUACAAUUAUCUCCCUCGUCCUUAGUAACUGGCUUUUGGCGAAUGGGAUAAUGAAGACUACAUGAUUCAGAAGAUUGGAUUUUAA